Anarrhichthys ocellatus (wolf-eel) is the source of this 7118-nucleotide messenger RNA. RefSeq names its product slingshot protein phosphatase 2b (gene ssh2b). Gene Ontology annotation, biological process: negative regulation of actin filament polymerization; protein dephosphorylation. Gene Ontology annotation, molecular function: actin binding; phosphatase activity. The record is from RefSeq and is a predicted model, not a curated record. The transcript is spliced from 15 exons. The coding region runs from base 188 to 3955 and encodes 1255 amino acids. NCBI's taxonomy places the organism in Eukaryota, Metazoa, Chordata, Actinopteri, Perciformes, Anarhichadidae.
AGACAGUUGCGCAUGCGCAGGUGGCGCCAACUGAGGAAAGAGCCGGGGAGUAGUCAAAUAGUCUACGGUCAGUGAGAGAGAGAAGGAGCGAGCUAAACGAGAGUAGACCAACAACCCCGGUCUCAAAUACAUUAUGCUCGUCUCGCCGCUGUCGCUUCAUCUCUGAUGUCCGCUUCCCGGUCGCUGAAUGGCGCUGGUUACCGUGCAGCGCUCACCGACCCCCAGCACCAGCUCCAGCCCCUGCGUUUCGGAGUCCGGUAGUGGGGAGGAUGACCGCCGCUCUCAGCCGAGGAGCAUCAGUGAAAGUUUCCUGACAGUUAAAGGAGCUGCUCUCUUCUUACCUCGAGGAAAUGGCUCCUCUCCCUCGUCUGUCUCUCGCGUCUCACAGCUGCGAAGCAAACAUGCAGGAGACAUCCAGCAGCAUCUACAAACAAUGUUCACUCUCCUCAGACCAGAGGACAACAUCAAACUGGCGGUUCGUUUGGAGAGCGUACACACUCCGAUCACUCGCUACAUGGUGGUGGUCUCAACCAACGGUCGCCAAGACACGGAGGAGAGCGUGGUGCUGGGAAUGGAUUUCAGUCCUGUAGACAGCUCCUGUUCUGUAGGGAUGGUUUUGCCCUUAUGGAGCGACACGUUGAUACAUCUGGAUGGAGAUGGGGGUUUCAGUGUGUCAACUGAUAACAAAGUGCAUGUAUUCAAGCCGGUUUCUGUGCAGGCCAUGUGGUCGGCCCUCCAGUCGCUCCAUAAAGCAUGCGACGUGGCUCGUUGUCACAACUACUUCCCAGGCAGCUUGUUCCUCACCUGGGUCUGCUACUAUCAAAGCAGGGUCUGCUCCGACCAGGUGCGCAUCAACGAGUGGAACGCCAUGCAGGACGUGCAGUCGCACCGCGCCGAUUCGCCCGUGCUCUUCUCUGAUGCACCUACAGAGAGAGAGCUGACAGAGCGUCGGAUCAAAACCAGUCUGAGGGAGAUUAUGAUGCAGAAAGAUCUUGAGAAUGUCACCUGCAAAGAGAUUCGAACAGAGCUGGAAAUGCACAUGACGUGCAACCUGCGAGAGUUCAAGGAGUUCAUUGACAAUGAGAUGAUUAUCAUUCUGGGCCAGAUGGACAGUCCUACGGAGAUCUUUGAUCACGUCUUCUUGGGAUCUGAGUGGAAUGCAUCCAAUUUGGAGGAGUUGCAGAAGAGCGGGGUCCAGUACAUCCUGAAUGUAACAAGGGAGAUAGAUAAUUUCUUCCCCGGUGUGUUUGAGUACCACAACAUCCGUGUUUACGAUGAGGAGGCCACCGACCUGCUUGCUUAUUGGAAUGACACCUACAAGUUUAUAUCUAGAGCCAAGAAAGCCGGAGGCAAGUGCCUGGUGCACUGUAAAAUGGGCGUAAGUCGCUCUGCAGCCACAGUGAUUGCAUACGCCAUGAAGGAGCACGGCUGGGAUCUGAAAAAAGCCUUUGAUUACGUCAAGGAGCGUCGAGCUGUGACCAAACCUAACCCGUCUUUCAUGAGACAGCUGGAGGAGUAUCAGGGCAUACUGCUGGCCAGCAAGCAGAGGCACAACAAACUGUGGCGUUCUCACUCCGACAGCGACCUGUCUGAGCACCACGAGCCACUGUCUAAAUCUCACGCCCAACCGCACAGCCUGGGUCGCUCCGACCCCCAUAACCAGGCCAGUAGCGCGCCUGGUCCCUCCGUGAAAGAACUGCUGGAUUCACUGGGAACUUCGGCCAUCACUGGCAAAGCAACGCACUCCACCAGCCAGCCUGAUACCGGCAUCCACUCCAAUCAGUUCAGCUCGUCGUCCUUUGAAGGCGUGGCAGCUCGAUCAGGCGACGCUAAAGCUCGAAACCCUGAAGCCCCUUCUCAUCCUGCUGAAGUCCAACUCAGCCAGUUGGACUCUCCUUGUCCCGAGUCCACAGCUGGCUCUGUGUCUCUGCUAUCUCCUCCACUCUCCAACGGCUUAUGUGACUCUGAGGAGCAGCCCUCCUCCCUUCCUCUCCCCCAGCCGAGGGCCGCCGCCGUGGUGCCUGAACCUCAAAAGACGGACGUGGCGGCUGUUGCACAAAGUGUUUUCGUGGACCAGCCUCACCUGCCUCCAUCCUGUCACCACCUCCCCCUCUCCCCUGCUCCAUCCCCAACUCCAGUGUGCAUGGAUGAGGUUAUCAAACCGCAGGCGUUGUCCUGCUCUCUACCUGUGAUGAAACCGACGCUAGUGUCGUCGGCUGAGCCCUUGACAACACAAACACCGAGCACACAACAGGCUGGACCCCGGUGUUUGUCUGCACCAGUGCCUGUCAAAAAAAGCGACUGUGACGAGCACAUGUGUGGCUCGUCUGUGGACGGUUUACCAGCACAUUCUCCCUCCAAUAGUGAUUUUACGAGCUACCCCAGUGCCACUCCACACGACAACGAGGUGUUGUUCAGCCACAGCCCCGAUCACAUUAACUUUUUCAGUGCCAGAGAAAAGUUCAAGGAAAUGAGUCAAGAUGGUAAAAGUCACUGUGCUGCAGUGCAGCAGUCGCCGCAGCUGAAGACUUGUGGCAAGGAACAACAACCACUGCCUCAGGAGGUCUCCAUUAGUGAGGGGAAGGAGGAGGAGGAGGAGGGGGAGGAGGAGGAGAAAACAAAGGAAAUGACCAUCCCUGUGCAGGUCACAGGACUGAAGCCUUCCGUGCACACAGAGCCACAGGGCCCCCAGGACCAGGAAGUGAGCAAGUUGAGGCAGGAAAUUGAUGAUGGAGAUGUUUUAUCACAGAAGGAAGCCAAGAAUGUUAAAGAGGAAGUGAAAAACAACGAAGAAGAGGAGGAGGAGGAGGAGGAGGAGGAGGAGGCUCCUGUUCGUCUGUGCAGCGAUUGGACGAGGGGGUCCGUGCGGCGCGUCACGCGACAGCUGGAGCAAAGAAUGAAACAGGAGCAUGAGACUCCGUCACCUUCCUUAUCGCCUCCGUCCCUCUCCGGCAGCUCCUCCUGCUCUCAGCAGCGCCCAACCAGCGUCCAUGCUGCAACAACUUCGAAUCCACAGAACGCAUCAGUUGGCCCGCAAGUGUCAGAAGUUAGCACUGUGCAGGAAGAGCAGGAGGAGGACGGUGGUAAUACGUUUGGACCAGUUAAAAGGGGGAGUGGUGAUGUAGCUAAUGUGGGUGCACUAGGAAAUAAUGACAAAAGCACAAAAGGACACAAACUCAAGCCUGCUGAUAUUCGAUUGCUCUCUACCUCGUCUUCUUUCCACCGCUCGGCCCAGUCUCCCUUUGCCUCUGUGAACUUCCUGUGUUUGGAGGGCGUGACAGAGUUGGAGUCAGGCACAGACUGGGACUGCUCCACAGAGGGACCUCAUAGUGACAUCAUCAUGAGGGAGACAUGGGAGACUUUGUGCGAGCUGGGUGCCUUCCUGCAGCAAGUGAGCAUGGACGGAGCCUGUAGGGGAAGGUGUGCGGGCCAGGUUUCUGGCCUCAGUGCUGGAACCGCUCACAAUCGAGGUAGCGGUUUCCAGAAGAGGGUCAGAGAGGUGGAAGCGAGGAUUCGCCAGGCUGGACUGACCCCUCCAUCCCUGAUGAAGCGCUCCGCCUCUCUGGCCAAACUGGGCUGUCUGGAGCUGCUCGCCAAGGACCUGAGUGAGUGGGAGCUCAGCCGCUCCUCUGUAGCUCCGUCCUCGGCAGAACCUCUGAUCCACACAGCUAGCGACGAGUCCAAGAAGCAACGGGUCCACAACUCUUCUUCCUCAGCCGGCCAGCAUCCGGAAGUCCUCGGGACGGGUGUGAAGAGGCUUUCUGAAGCUGGAGAAACCUCACCAGGAGCCUCUCCACCAUCCAGUCCACAAACAGGAGAACUCCCGAACUCUGACCAAGAAUCUCUGCAUGUGUCUGGGCUCACACUUAUGGCAACAAGGCAGCAAUAUGGAAGGACUCACCCCCUGCGGCAGCUUACGAAAAAAACUGCUAGUACCCUUUACCACACCAUGUAACCCUCACCGUGUUUGUGUGUGUGUGUGUGUGUGUGUGUGUGUGUGUGUGUGUGUGUGUGUGUGUGUGUGAGAGAGAGAGAAAGAGGGAUUAUGCACACCUGUGAGAAUUGGAAAUCAAGUGCAUAAUGUUGGAAUCAUUCAGCAAAACAAACCAAUGCCUCUUGCCUUAAAGAAUAUGUUUCUGUACAUGUUUUCCUCUGUGAAAUCUGAGAAAUUAGAUGCAUUUCAUUGUAGGAACAGCGACAAGGCUAUGAAGGGUCCAGCCAAUUGAAAAUAAACAUUUGAAUGAAAUUGGAAGAAGCGCUGAGUAGUUUGAAACACUUUCAGAAGAAGUCAUUCAAAAAGCAGCAAAAACGAUCAUCAAAAGUGAAUAACUUGUUACAAAUGUUAACAUGCCUGAGCCUGCACUUAUUCUCUUCACGUCAUCGCUGGUUUCUCCAUCACGAACUGGAUGUUUACUUGUUGUUCGUUCGUUGAAUAGUUCGACCUGGCGACCUGGUUUUCCUCUUCUUUUGCGUCCAAUGUCGCUUCUUCAAUAUUUGCCGGUUGUGCUGGGUUGCUGCCAAGAAAAUCAUACAGCUGGUACAAUCUCACAGGUAAAUGAAUCCACCCAACAUCAACCCAACAUUCAAACACACUUCUCAAACCUGCAGAUUUGGUUCAAAAUUGAAAAAAUGUAAAGAGAAACUUUGAUUACUUGGCAGAAAUACCAUACUGGCGAAUAAUUCCAAUUAAAGUUACUUCUGCUGUCUGCAGACAGAUUUUUAAACGUGGGUUAUUAUGCUAACAGCAGCUCAUCCACACAUACAGAGUCGAACCACAGACGCAACAGAUUCGUGUUUUACCCGAAAGGAAGAUGUAUGCAGAGCGGGAAAAAUCUACUGAAAAUAGCGGCAGGAUUCUUUUUGAAACACGAUGCAAAGAGAAGAGGCAUGCUGAGUUGUUGUUUUUUUUAAUGUUUUUUAAUGUUUGUUUUGACUUCUCAAUACCUCAGUAAGUGUGACUCAAAUCUGACCUGUGUAAACGUCAGGAUUCCUGGAAUGUCUCAGUCAGAAAUAAUUUCAACUUCACAGCUUCAUGAACUGAAGUAAUCAAACUCGUCUCUCAUGUCCUCUCAAUCGAGACAUUUCAUGUAUGCAUUGCUGUGUGGGAGGAAGUGUAGGUUAGGGGAUUGGGCGUUGAAGGCACCGUGUAUAUUUGUGAGUUUUCUGCUGUUUUCUUUGGGAUGUAAAGGUCUAUAUCGUGAGCGUUAACCUUCUAGGAACUGUACAUGUUUUUGUAUCUGGUUUGUCAGUGUGUGACUGUAGCACAACAUUACUAUGUAACUUUUAUUUUUAUUUUUGAUAAUCGUUAUCUAUUUUGUACAAAUUUUAGGAGUGUGCCUGUGACUGGCAAGUGAAGCUUCUCGGCAGUCUAUCAGAGAUGUCUGUACAGGGAGGCCUGUCAUACAUGCACUUUACUCCCGUUUUCUUUUUAAUGUGGCUUUUUUUUAAUGUGUGGUUGCUACUUCUGGGGAGCAUGCUUAGGUAGUAGCAGCUGUUGGGUUUGCGUGUGUAUUGUCAAAAACCAGAUUUUCUUGUGUUUUAUUUUAAACUAUCAAGUGUAAAUAUUCUUUUAUAUAAUGUGCUUCAACUGUGACCAUUAAAUAAUGGAAAUUAUUGAGUCUGUUUUGCUGUGAGACUGUUUACAGUAUUGUAAGGUCAUGGCAAGAUACGUUUUUAACAAUCUUGCUAAGUAUUUGGUGUUUAGCAAUUUUUAAUUGCUUUAGUCUACAAAAUGUCCACAAUUUCCCCUUUACGCCAUAAGGUCACAUCUUCAACUUGCUUCUUUUGUUCGAGUAACCAUUCAAAACCCAAAGAUAUUCAGUUUACUACGAUUAUAAAAUAAAAGCAGAUAAUCCGUACUUUGAUAUGGAUUCUAUGUGGUGAGUAUUCUGUUACUUUAAACAGCUGUAAGUUUUCAGUUAGCUGAUGUUAAAGGCGUCACUCUUACUCUUGAUCAUCCACAGAGCACAUGGUCCAUUGUCAUAAUGCCCGUUUCUUUGAUAGAAAGUAGUUUCAUGGAAAACAGUUUACUUUAAUACACUACAAAAUUGCAGGUGAAGCCUGCCUGGUAAAUUUUUAAUAUAUAUAUUAAAAAUGUUAAACUCUAAUCUAGUCAUAGUGAAGAAAGUUAUUCAGUCUGUGGUACAUUUAAUAUCUAUUAUAAUAAUGCUUUUUAGCUCAAAUAAGUAGAUUCAAUAGUGAGUAAAAAUGGAAAACAAACAGUUUAAGGUUAUUUCAGUUUGGAAACUCAGAACUGAUGUACUGUAUACAGCAGGGUUUAUUUGCUGACAUGUAUACUGUACAUGUACAAUAUCUUGCAAACAGUGCAGAAUAACUGGUUUUCAUUUGUACUGUAAUCUAAACAGUCAUAACACACCAGUGGAAAUGCCUUAAACCAUAAAUAGAGAAAAAUAUAUAUUUCAGUAGGUCAGUAGGCUCAGUUAUGUAUUUUGUGACUUGCUGUGAAUAUGAUGGCAGUGUGUACGGUGCAGUAUCUUCACUGACCAAUAUAAUAUAGCAGAAACAACCACCGUGACAUUUUUAUAACUUUGAUAUUCUGUGUUUGUUAGUCAAAGUUAUUGCAGUUCACUACCCAUUGAUAGCGUAGAUGUCCUGCAGUAUAAAACCGAGUGAGUACAGUAAUCCUGCUGCAAGGUAAGUCUUCUGAUUUUCUGUUCAUUUUUCUCUUUUUGCAGUGAAAAGUUUGACCUCUUCCUAGAUUGACAGCAACAAGGAAACACCAUGACCCCAGCAUGUUUAAUAUGUAGCAUGCAAGACUCACUAUCGCUAACUACAAAACCAGACAACUACUUUUUAAUAUCCCUUUUCACAGCCUUUGGACUACAAACUAGAACAACAACUGCAAAGUGAGAGUUUGUCCUUUGUGAAUACAUAGUAGCUACUUUCUGAUACUUUCUGUAUCGCUCAUUGUUUAAUUGUACAUUUUUUAUGAAAUGUAUUGUUGGGAGGCAAAUGUCAGUGUUAUGGUGAGCCUGAAGAUGUGUAUGAAGUGUUGCAUUUGUGCAUUUUGGAUUUCACUUUAGUGCUGAGCAGAGUUGGCGCAGAGAACAGUGUGAAGAGUUUUAAAUAUGUAAAAUGUAUAACCCACUUUUUAAAAU